AUGUGGAAAACUAAGGGGCGUGGUGUUUCCACUUCCCCCGAAUUGCGUGCACUCGUGCAAGUAAUACGGGCUGCAGACAAGAAGGACUUUCCCGAACUCGUCCAUCCCGGGCAGCGCCACCCGCCCAUCGCCGCGCUGCAGCAAAUGGUGAAAGAAAUUACGGGCCGAGUGCUCACCUCGGAGGAACUUCAGUUGUUCAGCGUCAUGUAUAUGAGUGUUGAGUACCGUCUGUGUGGUGUGGAUCCCAUGACACUGCCAGAAUCGCUCGUGGGUGACGCUUUGAGUCUUACAUUCCGUCUCGAAUCGGCCUGUAUUAAGGCGGGUAUAUCGCUGCUGAACGUCUUUCCUUGUAUUAGCGCCGCGCACAAUUAUUUUCUUGAAAUUAGAGGGUUCAAAUUUUCCGUGAAGCUUGUACCUGUGUUCUACCGACUCUCUGAUGCUAUAUGCGGUUUACUGCACCGUGCGCUGGAUAAGGUAAAUGAGUACAAAGCUAGAGGCGAUUGGAGGCCGGCUUCGCCCCUUUCAAGGGCCGCCAAAUCCAGUUUAAACCAGUUUUCAGAAGGAGAACUGUGUGAUGACAUCGUUUUAUGGGAGAAGGUGACUGGAAAUGUGCCAGAAGAUAUUCUUGAUGUACUCACAGACAUUGACGGGGAUGUGGACGAACUACUGGCACAUUUAAAAUGGUACGUAGAGGCUUGUAGAGAAACUAUUUAUAUUGACACAGCCAACUUCACAGACGAUAUCUAUGUAAGGAGGCUUUGGAAUUCGUAUGUUGGAAAAGGGAUGCCGGCGUGCUUCGCUGAGAGUUGCUCCCCAGCACUAAGUUUGUUGCCCAAGUGCCUUCAUGAGCCGGUUAUGGACGUGUUAAAUUAUAGGGAUUGUGGUGUUAUCUCCUUGUAUUCACUGAAGCGUCUGUUGGACAUUUGGGGCCCGUUUCUGCUUCUUGGUCGAAACAUGAAGGAUGAUGUCGCUAUGGGUGUGUUUGACUUCGGACACUCGUUGGAAUAUCGGUGCAAAACGUUUGCGCGACGGGAGGAUGCGCGGGAGGGGGACUACGUGUUGAUGCUUAGUAAUGUCCCUUCUGAGGUACUUGCGUUAGUGCUCGUCCAGCGACGGGGUGCUAUUGAGCAACAGGACCCGGGUGAGUGUAAAAGGAGGAAUAGAACUCUUGCAGUUAAAAGGAUUCGUUUCACGCAGAGUUCAGGUGCCUGGGUUCCGGAUGGGCUGACGGUGGAGGAAUUCGACAGCAUCGGGGCGGCUUGCCGCGCGUUUCCCGAGGUUUUCCAGCGGCCCUGCGGUACACAAUAUGAUGUGGAGCAGUGCAGCGAUGCUCGCGCCUUGGUGGAUAGCGGAAUAGACAACGACAUGGCACAUAAUGUCUCGAGUUUGCAUCGUGCUUGCUUCCGAAAUAAUGUGCGGUACGUGAAGACGUUACUUUCACGCGGUGUUGCGGUUAUUGUGAAUACCAGUAUAAUAGAUCCUGUUGUAUCAUCACGGUACUGCUGGACACCACUCCUUUGUGCUGUGAACAACCCCAACAGUGACCCUAGUGAAGUGGUGCAGAUGUUGCUGAAUGAGGGUGCCGAUGCAUAUAUAUGUGAUAAUGCAAAAUGCACGGCAUUGUACUAUGCCAUAGCCAAUGGCUACGCUGAGGCUGCCCGUAUUCUGUUGAAGCACUUCCCCGAUCUGCGUCCGUCUCCCUGGACGGAGUCUCUUCUCGUCGCUCUCGGUGCACAUCACUUUCAUGCGCACGAGGGUGAUAUCCGCCGUCUUGCGGAUUUGAUUCCUUCAGCAGCGAUGAUGCGUGUGCUUUUACCGAGGGAAAAUAAUCUUCGAUUUGUUCAGCUUUGCGUGGACAUCAUCGCGGGAAAACUUUGCGGUGUGGACCGACUACCGCGGCCGGAGGACGACAUCACCCUGUGGCAUCCCGAUGGUGAUGUCGAGCUGCGCACCGUUGAAGAAGAGGAAUAUUUAACGAAGAUUGUCUUUUACCAUGGUGUGCAUUGCCGAGAAAACGUUGAUGAGGUUUCCGUCGCUGCUCAGCUCCUUUAUCAUCGUUGUUAUUAUCUUUCGUGCAGGGAACACUUUGGUCUGGCUGUGGAGACGCCGCAAAAUUCAUAA
Molecule: messenger RNA, 2121 nt
Organism: Trypanosoma brucei brucei TREU927
Lineage: Eukaryota; Euglenozoa; Kinetoplastea; Trypanosomatida; Trypanosomatidae
Exons: 1
Coding region: 1-2121 (706 amino acids)
Molecular function (GO): protein binding
Source: RefSeq, a predicted model, not a curated record